GGGGGGGGGAACUGAGUGACUUUAAGUAACCUGUCAGUAGAUGGCGAAAAGGUUAAUUUGCAUCACCAGAAAUACGGAAGAGGAAGUGAGUUAAGGUCAUGUUGCGUUGAUGAAGCGCUGUCAAUUUCACUUUGAUUACAUCAUCUUUACCUUCACUUAUUGUUAAAAGCCACGAACAGGACUUCAGUGACGCACUCCAGACUAUCUAACACAAGGAUAAAGAAGACAUUUUCGGAGAAAUGAAGAGUGCUGGAGUUUCAUUGCUGCAAUUCUUGCUUAUUGUGCCUCACAUCAACUGCUGGACUAAUGAUGCUGUGUUGCUGAAUGAUGUUCAGGUUCUUACCCUCUACAAAGGUCGCUACACCACCGCACGACGCUCCAGUCCGGUUCUACAGCUGCAGUGUGUCGGGGGGUCAGCUGGAUGUGUCUCAUUCGUACCAGAGGUGGUCCAGUGUUAUAACAGAGGAACAGAUGGCAUAGACACACAGUGGGAAUGUAAGACUGACAUGGAUAACGCGUACAGGUUUGGCCGUGUGGAAGUCUCCUGUGAAGGUUAUAGCAGUCCUAAUGAUGCGUAUGUCCUGAAGGGCUCAUGCAGUCUGGAAUACACACUGGAGCUCACAGCGAAAGGGAAACAGGAGAACACUCAUGGCUCCUGGGGCUCUUCUGGCUUUUCAGACUUUGCCUCUAGCUUCUUCCAAGGCUCUAAUCAGAAACAGCAGCAGAGAGGUGGCCACUAUCAGCAAUCUAACGGCCCAUCAGAUGAUGGAGUGAGUGGUCUUAUUGUGGUUGCUUUCAUUUUGCUGUUGGCAUAUGGUGUGUACAAGAUGUUUUUGUGCAGCCCUACCCGGGGCCAACAAAGUCACAAUGGUGAUGGCACCCAAGGGUUCAGUGGGUCCUGGGAUAACAGCCAUGGCAUGGGACCACCACCCCCUGGAUUUAAGCCAGAUUACACAGACCAUUCUAGCUCAAGGCCUGGGUAUGGCUUUUCUGACUCAUAUACCAGACCUCAAAAUUCUUGGACUGGUUCCACUGGUGGAAACAGAUCUGGAGGUGGUGGAUUCUGGACUGGAAUGGGCACAGGUGGAAUUCUGGGAUACCUGUUUGGGAGUCAGAGACAGCAACCACCCAUGGGUUCUACGGGACAAUCCUACUUCAGCAGACCCUCUCCUCCACCACCACCAACAAGCUCAGGAACACGCACUGCCUCAGGUUUUGGAGGAACAAAAAAAAGAUGAUUCAAGACCAGCUCCUAGAUGGACACCCACACUCAACCUCGGUUCACAGAUGGUCAUGACUGCUUUGCACAGAAUGAAACCUUUUUAGGCCUAUUAUGGGUCUUACCAUGUUAAGCAUGUUAUUGAUAUGGGUUACCGAUAGUUGGUUGCUGUUCUCACUCAUUAAAAACAUGCUGCCUUCUUUUGUAGAGUUUAACUCUGAAUUCAUUCAAUAAAAAUGAGCUGUGUCUGCAAGACACACAGUUACUUACCAAAAGAAAAUCUUGGUUCGUUCAUAGUUUGAAAUCAAAAGGAUUUUGAAUAAAAUAUAGCUAUAAUUGAUUUAAGUGAACACAUUUUUCUAUAAAUGUUUUACAGUAAAUUGUACCUUAAAAUAUAGGUUGAUGCACUUUUAUAUGUGCAAAACUAAAAUAUUAUUAGGUGCUUGGUUUUUAAUACCACCACUUUGUGUGUGAGAGAUUAAUUUGCUAAUACUGGACAUUACUUUAGACAUGCUGUAGUAAGUUAAAACACAAGUUAAAAUGUGUAUGAUGAUCUGGAGAGGUUAAGUUGAAGCAUGAGAUGCUCGUAUAAUAAAAAGCUUACU
Xyrauchen texanus (razorback sucker) is the source of this 1824-nucleotide messenger RNA. Its product is annotated as store-operated calcium entry-associated regulatory factor-like. Gene Ontology annotation, cellular component: endoplasmic reticulum membrane. The coding region runs from base 240 to 1238 and encodes 332 amino acids. The transcript is spliced from 6 exons. The record is from RefSeq and is a predicted model, not a curated record. Lineage: Eukaryota; Metazoa; Chordata; Actinopteri; Cypriniformes; Catostomidae. Gene Ontology annotation, biological process: regulation of store-operated calcium entry.